Molecule: messenger RNA, 5089 nt
Organism: Rhineura floridana
Lineage: Eukaryota; Metazoa; Chordata; Lepidosauria; Squamata; Rhineuridae
Gene: ARHGEF37
Product: Rho guanine nucleotide exchange factor 37
Exons: 15
Coding region: 563-2644 (693 amino acids)
Cellular component (GO): cytoplasm
Molecular function (GO): protein binding; guanyl-nucleotide exchange factor activity
Source: RefSeq, a predicted model, not a curated record
UUUUCAGCCAAUCGGAAAACAGAGAUCGGAUACUGCAAACUGAGAGCGACUCCAGGAAGCUAGCCUUUUAGCCAAUGUGGAGCAAAACAUGGAUGGUUAACAAGCGAAGGUAUCAGAAAGGAGGAACACAUCUAGGCCUUGUGACUGCAGCAAACAGUGCCCGGAGAGAAAGAGAAUGGCAGCGAGGGAACGGAGCUGGGCCUGCUGCACAGACACUUGCACACAGCUGAGUGGGCCGGUUCUGUCGACACACACAAGGCUGUGUUGCUGCAACUGGAAUGCAGCGGGUUUAUCAUUAACUCCCUGAAAGGCAAUGGCGGCGGCAGCUGAGGCAGCUUGAACAGACUUGAGAAAUCCCUGGCUAAUUAGCAGGGCAGGGGCCAAGUCCUUGGAAAUGUGUGUGGCUCGCAAAAUCUACAGGGCAGCCAUUAAUCAGGGAUGGCUGUCUCUUCCUGCAUGGAUGAGUGGAAAGGCUGCAUAACCACAUUCCAGAUUCUGCACGUUCACUGCCUUCUGGGGAAAAAAAGAGCAGGCAUCUGUCACAGGAAGAGGAGCUCCUGAUAUGGCAAAUGACAGCACAGAAGAACUGCUGGUCAAGGAAGCACCCGAGGCUGAACACAUAUAUGACACAGUGACAUGCCUCGACAAAGCAGAGCAGAACCAACAACUGGCUGUGGAAGAGCUCAUCAACACAGAGACUAGUUAUGUACAGAAUCUUGAGCUGUGCAUUUCAGAUCUCCGUGAACACCUCCAGAAAAAGCAGCUGCCUGAAAUUGACCUGGAAGGACUGUUCUCUAAUAUAGAUGAUAUCCUGCAUGUCUCCAAAUGUUUCCUAAAAGGACUUGAAGCUACAAUGAACCAGGAGGAUGAGCAGCUCUCUCGUAUCAGCACCUUAUUCCAAGAGCUCAAAGAGGAGAUGGAGAAUGCCUAUAAAAUUUAUUGUGGUGACUACGAUCAAGCUCUUCUACUGCUGGAAAUUUACAGGAAGGACUCAAGACUGCAGAAAGAGAUUGUAGAUAUCCUGACUACCACAGUGCCUCAUACUGGUGCUUCAGACCUGAGCUUCUUCCUGGUGAUGCCAGUGCAACGAAUCACAAAAUACCCACUGCUACUGCAGAAGAUAUUGGAAAACACUCCGGACAGUGACAGCGCCUACGGAGCCCUUCAAGCCGCAGCUGCUGCUAUGACUGACGUCAAUGCCAAUAUCAAUGAGUACAAAAGACGCAAGGAAGUAGCAAACAAAUAUAACAAGGCUGGGUAUCUGACUCUGCGGGAACGCCUGGCUCGCCUCAACACCCACUCCAUUACCAAGAAGACCACACGUCUGAGCCGCCUCUUUAUGCAGGAGGCUGGAAUUGCGUCUAAGACAGAGGACAAGGAAUUUGAUUCGCUGGAAGAAAAGUUCCAAUGCUUGGCAUCGGCUGUAGCUGAUCUGAAGGAGAAUGUGGCAUCUUUCCUGAGCAAUACAGAGAUGUUCCUCAGCUCUACACCACAUGAGAACAAGCUGGAAAUAGAAGGAGGGACUACUCAACAAUAUUGCCACCUUGCAGGAAAACUCCACAGCACUGUCUUUCCUGAGUUUAAGAAAAGGCUGGAACACCUGGUGUACCUUCCACUGUGCAACUUGUCAGAGACUCUGAAGGGGCCUCAAAAAUUGAUCAGGAAGCGCUUGGACAAGCAGCUGGACUAUGAGGAAUUUGAGGAGAAGAGGAAUGAGACAGGCAGCUUGACAUAUGAAGAAGAGGCUGCCAUGAAUACUUAUCUUGCCAUUAAUUCAUUGCUUGUGUCUGAGCUCCCUGUGUUCAACCAGAUGGCCCUGCAAUGGCUAGGGCAUAUUCUCCGUAGUUUUGUGGCUCUCCUGCGGGAUUUGGCCAAGCAAGUUCUCCAAAAGGCAGAAGGGGAGAUUGUCCAGCUGCCAUACAGGCAUCUUCCUGCAGCUGAUUUUUGGAAGAUGGUGAAGGAUACAUUAAGCCAGGCUGAUGAUCAGCUGUGUUCCUACUGCAAGAAAUUUGAGACUGUUAUGCCAAGUCCUGUUGCAGAGCCUCUUAGCCCUGAAGAAGAGAGGAGGGUCCUUUCGCUUGUGAGCAAACAUGGCCCAGAAAAGCUGUAUCAAGUGACAAGCAACAUCAGCGGCAGCAAAAACAUGGACUUGACACUGCAGAGGGGGCAUAUUGUGGCCCUCCUGCAUGACAAGGACACCAAGGGCAACACUAACCGAUGGCUGGUGGAUACUGGAGGACCAAGGGGUUAUGUCCCAUCUGAGAAACUCCAACCAUAUCAUCUAGUCCAAAACGAAAAGCCCAGAAUGCAGAUGAUGGCCCCUGGAGGUGGUGUUAAGAAGAUGCAUCAUUCUUACAACUUGCCUCUGACUCCCAGCCCACCAGUUCAUUUCAGGACACCAGCUUUACAGGUAGUUGCUGGGUAUCCAUUCACAGCCAGGAGCAAUCAUGAGGUCAGCUUGCAAGCAGGCCAGCCAGUGACUGUCUUGGAACCUCAUGAUAAGAAGGGAUGCAAAGAUUGGAGCUUGGUUGAGGUGAAUGGCCAGAGGGGCUAUGUGCCUUCCAGCUACCUGGUAAUGGUGCCUACCCCAGAACCACCUGGAUGGGGCUCACCUGUUUUGCCAUAUCCAGCUCAGCAAACGUAACUGUAAGGAGGUACUCAAUUUCAGAAUCUGGCCAUACUUUCCCUUCCUGCCCUUUCCAUUUCCUCCAUGGGACUUGUCAUGUCAUGCAGUAAACAAAGAGGCAGGUAAAGGGACCAGCAGAUCUGUGGAUUGGCAUGAGUGCCAAGAGUAGAUUCAUUGCCGCCCUGGGCUCCUACUGGGAGGAAGGGUGGGAUGUAAAUAAAUAAAAUAAAAUAAAUCAAUGUCAUGUAUGUAUUGAAAAGAUGGGAAUGAAUAUGGGUGUGCAGCUGCACAGGGUGCCCUGACUUUUUAAAUUUUAUUUUCUUGACCUAGCACCUUCCACAAGUUCUCUGGGGGAAGCAUCUAAUACUGUACAAAUCUAGGCCUAGGCUCAAGAUCUCUGCAUCACUGGCCUUAACUGAUAAAUGGAUGUUCCCAAACCAAAGGUCCCUGUGAAAUGUGGCAAGUGCAUUAGAGGGAUAGAAGAUUGAUGUAUUUCUUUCCAUGAAAACCAUCUCAAUCUGCAUCGAUAGGCUUCCUCAAUAAAGAGACCAUGUGUCAUAGGUUAGUGGGAACACCCUUUCUGUUUUCAUUGAAGUAAUGUUCUCCUUUUGAUACUAUGUCAGCAGGAAAACAGCCAAAGAAAGUGGCUCAGUGUUUGCCACUGAUGUACGUGGCCCACUUCCAAAGUUGCUGCUAAGCCCAGUUUUUUUCUGUGGUAGUAAAUCCAUUUUAAUAAACUAGAUAAAAGUGCUGCAACAUAUGCUUGCUGUAGGUAGAAUCAUAAUAUAUUUAUUAUGUAGCCCGGCUCUGAUAGGCAAGUUGAAGUAUCUGAAGCAAAGAUAACUAAAAGUCAAGGAGGAAAAAAUGGUCAGCAGGGCAGGUGAGAAUGCAAGACUGCAAAAUAUUACAGGAGUUAUGGAGGAAGUAAAAUGCCAGACUCUAAGGUCUGGUUCACACAAUCGAUACAACACAAAUAUGGCCCUUUACUUGUUUUUGGUUUGCUUUCCUUCGGAAAGGAAAGGGGGGAAAGGAAAGGCACAAAGAAACAAACUGAAGUCCUUCUCCAGGCUUAUGGAUCAUAUGAUGCUACAGCAACUAGAAGUAGAUCGCGGGGGGGGGCAGAGCCUCUAUGUUUGCUUCCUGCAGGUGGGUUGCUGUUGCUUACUGAGGGGGAGGGAAGAGGCAGUCGAGAGGUUAACAUGGUGCAAAUGUGCUGGCAAGGAUGCCACAUUGGCUCUCCUGGUACGUUUGCACUGCUGCCUCCCCCCUCCCCCCCAAUAAUAAUGACUUACCUGCCGAGAAGCUAGCGUGGCAGCUCUGCCCUACCCAGCAACCCAAUUCUGGCAAGGACUACUCUGAUGUGCUGUUUUAUCACUAAUGCAGAAAAGAAUAAAUUGAAAAUAAUGGUAAGAACAGUAACAUCCAUUUCUUUCUUACCCGCCCUUCAGCAUAAAUUCCCAAGGUGGGUUACAGUGCUUUAAAAAUGAAAGAUUAAAAUCAGUUUAAACAAUUUACGAUCAGAAGAAUAGGGUGGGUUUUUACAAUUCAUGUACCAGGUGUCAAAGGCUAGGAUUAAUGAGGUGCCUGUUCCAUAGAAAUAGGAGAACUUUGAGUGAGGGGAGCCAUAGCUAUGAGAUCACCAUGGUCCCAGGUAUGCCUAAAUAUAGAUGUACAUUCAAUGCUACCAGUCAAAAGAAUAUACUCAUCUUUCCCACACUCACGUACUCACAAUAAUCUCAGAAUGGUUUUGGCACCAGCAUCAAAAACCAAUGUCUUCAUUUACCUGAAGGAUCAAGACUAUGUGAAACAUUUAGAUGUACUAAUGCUCCUGUAUGUGGCUGAUAAUGCAGCUCAUGCCAUUUUAAAAUUUAGCAGGGCUCUUCAGGUGUAGCUCUUGAAAAAUACAUGGGUUUGCUCUUUGAUGUACAACAUUUGAUGUGAGCUGGAGGACAAAAGAUGUGGAUAACAUUAUGUUGUAAUUGAUCCUCUGGAUCAACACUGCACAUCCCAACACACAGGUUGAAGUUGCUUCGCUUUGUGAGAGGCUGGUGGAGCAGCAGCCAAGUGAGGAUCUUGCUCCCCAAAGCUUCUUUUGGCUUUUAUUUUUAUUGUAGAGUUUUAACUCUGAAAUAGCUGCUACUCUGUGUCUGUAUAAACAUUGCCAGAAGAAGAAGUAAGGUUAUCAUCGCACCACUAAUGUCAAUAACGUGGGCUAUCCCAAUCAUGUGAAUUGAGUAUGAAAUGUCUGACUCCUCUUAUGUGUGUCAGAGAAAGGACACUGCUGCGUAUUGCAAUCUGUGGAUGCUCCUAUAAAAUGCCUUAUUUAAUUUGAUACCAGGAACCACUGAUGACGAUGCUGUGAUUCCUGUGUGACCAUUCCGCUAUGUUUCAGGCUCUUUAUAAUUGCUGUUUUGCACUGCAUUAACUGUGAGAAGUAAACAGUAUUGAUCCUCCAUUCAAAAA